AUGAAUUUGUCUUGGGCUAACCAGUUUGCUAAGACUGCUCUCAAAACAGCUCAACAGAAAAUCGACAGUGUUCUCGACAUUCGGCCGGACGAUGAAGAACCUACCAGUUCAGCUGCGGAUGUAAUCCCAGAUGAGCUGCUUAUCAACCCUGUUGUCCCACUUGUCACCGACGAGGUGAACGUACCUGCUGCUCAGGUGACACCAAUAGUGAAUGGAGAGAGUUGGUCGAAUGCAUGGAACAGCGUGUCAACUGGUACUGGUCAAGAGCUCAUCGUGGACUCGGAGCCAAAUCCUAUCAGAGACGAAGGUCCGCAGGCAUCAGCGUCUCUGUUCGACCACUCACCGUCUUCGAACUCAUCUGAUGGAAUAGAACCUGGGCAAUCACCGCAAAAGGUCAGUGACUACGAGGGGAGCAAGAGGGUGGAGACGGGAAAUGUCGAAAAAUCUGUGUAUGUGGAGGUUGAUCUGUCUGUUCCUAGCCCUGAUGAGGUUCAACUUGCUUCCUCAUCUGAAACCGUUCAGGAAGAAAACGUCAUACCACCGUUACCCGACAUUGUCCGUCGAAACUCUCAUCAAGAUGAUUCGAUAACCGUUGCCUCUAGUGAUAUAGAAGUGAUUCGUAAUGCAGACGCAUGGUCACUUGCUAGUAGUAAACCUGCGACCGAUCACAUGCCAUCACAUGUUUUGACAAUGAAGCACGAUGUUACGGAAUCAUUCCGUGCCCAACUUCUACAUGCUGAGCAACGCAGGAAUGAAUUGAAAGCAGCAAAUGACACGUUGCAGACGAAUAACGUGCAGCUACAACAGCGAAUCAUUCUCCUCAAUCAACAGCAAUCAUCUCUGAAGAAAGAAUUAGAGGGAAAAAAGGCAGAGUUGGAGGACCUUUUAGCUGAGGGUAAGCGUCUAUCCGAUCACUCUGGGAAACAGGCUCGGGAAAUCCGACGUCUGAAAAGUGAGUUAGCUGAACUAGAAAAGGUAAAAGCCGAGCGGAAACGGUUGAAAGAAGAAAAAAGCCGAGCUGAGGAAACAAUUGAUCUCCAAAGAGAAGAAAUCACUUCACUCAAAAAUAUGGUUAAGCAGCUGGAGUCCAGUGCUGAGCAACUACUGAAGGAACAGUCAAUGCGGGCGGCCAGCACAGAGGUCGCUCAGAAGCAUGUAAUGGAGCAGAACAAACUUGUAGCAGAAUUGGAACGAGAUUUAUUAGAGGCUAGGAAACAAAUAGAUGAACUAAAUGAUUCUAACAGAAAGUUAACCAGGGAAACCGAACUGAUGCAGUCGGCCAAUUGGUCCGAGCGUUUAGCCGGAGAACGCGCGAACGAAACGGUAGCAACCAUCAACACCGAAUUACUCGAAGCUCGAGCUCACAUCGAACAUCUUCAGUCUCAAUUGCAGAACACUGAGAGUCGGCUUGAAGUUGUGUUAAGUGACCGGAACCAUGUGGCAGAAUCCAUUUCUCAAAGUAACAUUCCUUUAUUGGAAGAAAUCAAUAAUCUGAAGCAGUUACUGUACCGUGAGCAGAGUGCGAACGAGGAGUCCGACAUAAAGAUGCGUUCUUUGAAGAGAGAACUUGAUUUAGUGAGAGAGCAGUUCGAGAAGCUUAAAGAGAUUAAUGACUCCAUGGUCGUGCAUCAUCAUCAAGAGUUAACGGUGGUGAAUCAGAAAGUACAACAUCUUGAACGAGAGCUAGCGCUGGUGCAUGAAGCGAAAGAGGUAACUGUGAAGGAACAUAAAUCGGCAAGAGCGGUUGAUGCUGCUGCAAUUGAAAAUUUGCGAGAGGAGAACACCGUGCUUCUCAAUGAGAUCUCUUCACUUCGAACAAACCUGAAAGGACUUAAAGAUGAAAACGAAGCGUUGAAGGUGUCACUAGAAGAAGUAAGAGCUCAACGAGUAAUGCCACAACCUGUUGAAAAGACGACGAAGAUCCAACCUCAGAAAGAUGCUGGUUAUCCUGAAAACAACACAUUCGGUGACAUUGCUGCGCCAACGGCACAGGUAGCACCGUUCUCACUUACACCGCCUCAAAGUGCGACGGCUGUACUGCACGACAUGUCGCUGAAGAGGAUCAGUUUUCUGGAGCAAGAGGCAAUGCGUUGUGGUCAGUUAGAAGAGCAGGUGCGGCAGCUGAAAAAGGAGCUUCAGGUUCUGAAUCAACAAUACAACGGGUUGUUGGUAGUUGAUGGAGAAAGACUUGAGAGAAUUGAAGAGCUCGAAAACGACGUCAUUGAUCUUCGCCAAUUGUUGAAAGAACAGUUUUCAAUUUUAAUUAUGAAGCUACUUUACGGUGCACCAAUGUGGCAGGAAAUCAAGAGGUUGUCUAUUCCUAUGGAAGAACGAAUUCUUCAAUGGGAUUCUGUUGCCUUUUUGCCAUGA
Messenger RNA from Haemonchus placei, 2370 nucleotides. Lineage: Eukaryota; Metazoa; Nematoda; Chromadorea; Rhabditida; Trichostrongylidae. The record is from the annotation of a GenBank genome assembly.